AUGUUUGGUUGGGUCGGGGGGAGUGGUCCGCUGGAAAAUUGGUUUCCUUCAGCUAUCAUUUGCAAACUUGAGAAUGGUGAUCUUAUUGAUUUUCGGUUAGACAGGUGGUUGGUGGGAGGGGUUCCACUUUGUGAGCGGUUUCCUUCUCUUUUCCGUUUUGCUAAGUCCUCUGGUUCAAAGGUGAAUGACAACGGGUUUUGGAUCUCCGAAGAAGUCGAAGAUGAGCAUGUGGAGGAUCUUAUUCGGGAAUUAGGUGGGACUACGCCUAUGGUUAGGUUGGACGAUUUGUUCAUUUGGUGGAAAAAUUCUUCAGGGUAUCCGGUGAAGGUUGCUUAUGACAUGUUAUUGGAAGGGCGAGUUCGGGGUCUAAGGUUGGGAGGCUCUCUUGUGAAGGCGUUGGACCAUUUUUGGAAGACCAAAAUUCCUAGUAAGGUUUUAGUUUUUGGUUGGAGGCUUUUGCUUGAUAAACUUCCAACGAAGGUUAAUUUCUCAAAGAGGGAGAUUUUGUCAACUCCGAUUGAAAUUGUGUGUCCUUUUUGUGGGUUGGAGGAGGAAGAUUCAGAUCAUUUAUUUGCUUCUUGCUCGGUCACCUUCCUUUGGUGGACUAAGUUUUGUGAUUGGCUUGGAUUUGAUACCGCCUUAUUACCGGUUAAUAUCUUUAAUCGUCUUUUUCUUUUGGAGUCGUUUUGCAAGUCCAAGUUUAUGGUUGAUACUAGUUGGCUCUUUGGAAUGGCUUUUUGUUGGGGUGUUUGGAAUUGUAGGAAUGGUAUUGUUUUUAAUGGUGUUAUUUUGAGGGAUUUUGACACGGUAGGAAUGAUUAAGUUUGUUGCUUGGGAAUGGUUUCUCUUCUUUUAUAAGGUGCGAGAAUCCAUUCUUUAUGUCGCUUGGUGCGUUAGUCCGAAUUUGUGUAUUAGGAUCUAG
This is a messenger RNA of Vicia villosa (hairy vetch), 921 nucleotides long. RefSeq lists its product as uncharacterized. The transcript is spliced from 2 exons. NCBI's taxonomy places the organism in Eukaryota, Viridiplantae, Streptophyta, Magnoliopsida, Fabales, Fabaceae. The coding region runs from base 1 to 921 and encodes 306 amino acids. The record is from RefSeq and is a predicted model, not a curated record.